This is a messenger RNA of Dentiscutata erythropus, 363 nucleotides long. NCBI's taxonomy places the organism in Eukaryota, Fungi, Glomeromycota, Glomeromycetes, Diversisporales, Gigasporaceae. The record is from the annotation of a GenBank genome assembly.
AUGGAUAGUGUAUUACAAGUUGAUAAAGGAAAAUUCAAAGUACCUGAAACCUCUUUACCUGAAAGAGAAGAAACAUUAUCAAAAAAAACUAUAUCAAAAGAAUAUUUUUCUGCUAAAUGUGAUUAUUGUCUAGCUAAAUGGGCAAGAUGUGAACUACAAAGACUCGAAGCUUAUCUUGCAUUCAAUUGCCCUAAUGCAGAUAAUGAGUUAAAUAAUCAAUCUAGUCUUAAAAGAUACUUUUCACAAACUGCAGAGGAAGAUUUAUCUGAAGAACGAAUUUAUUCUAUAAAUCAUUUAUUAUUAAAAGCAUUUACAGUCUGUGGUAUUCUAUUUUCUGCAAUUAAAAAACCCAUUUUUUAUUGA